GUCAUACAAUUGUCAAACAAAAAUGACAAACACAGUUUUCGGUUGAUUUGAUCGUUUUUAAUUAUUUAGUUAGUACUAUAAGUAAAUUCUUCAUAUUCUUGGUUCUUACGAUAACUUUUAACAAGAAUGAAUUAGAUCUUUUAUGCUAUUCGAUCUUUGUCGAAUCCGCGAGAAAACACAAAAGUGCAUGUUUUCUUAUGAUAUGAAAUUAGCUUUGUAAAUAUUGUGAUGGUUUUAAUAUUGUACCAUAGCAAAUAAUAAUUAUUCCGAACCAAAAUAAUCUUUAUAUUGUAGAUGAAGAUAUUUUUUUGUCAAAAUGGACUUGUCUUCAAAUAAUCUCUCUGGACUACUUCAAAAAUUGUGUGCAGGAUUGUCAUUAGAUCCAGAUGGUGCAUAUGAGUUGGCGGUUUCAUACUUAUCAUCAACUGGCGAGAAGACCCGGACUGUUCAGGAUGAAAGGCUGCUGUGUCAGAAGAUCCAAUCAAAAUUGUCUAGUGUGUCUUCUAGAGACGCAGACAAAUUCAAUGAAUGCUAUUCCAAACUGAAAGGUUCAUUUAUACUGAAGCAGCGUGUGUCAGUCCUGGCUCUACUACUGGCUCUGUCAGAAUCACCUCAACAGUCAGAGUCUACUCAACAGCUAUUCCCAAUUCCUCACCUUGCUGCCACUAAAUCUGCCACUGGCAUAUGUGCAACUUCAAGCACAAGUAAAAGUACAAUUGGUUCAAUGAGCUGGGGCAGCCAUGCCAAUAAACAGCAGGGCUCCAAUCAGAGCCUCCCAUCCAAUAACAGUAACUUAGCUGUAGCACUGCAGUCUGCUGAUCGAACAACCGAACGUACUUGUGUGCGCGAAGCAGUGCUUGCCGCUACGGGUGUGAAGUCACGCGGAGUCGGCGUCGCACCGCGCCCGCAGCAAGCGUUACACGCGCGCAUCGCACAUCUCGGCUUCUUGCACGAUCGACUCAAGGAGUUCAUCGAUCCAGCCUCUGGACUUAUGCCUCAAGGGCUGAUGGGAGAGGGCCUUGUAGCGUCGAUAAGAGAUGAACUCACUGAAUACUAUCGCAGCGUGGCUCUUCUACAGUCCCAGGCUUGUGAAGGUGACGGCGGUGGCGGCACUCUGCGCAGAGUGUGCGUGUGGGCACAGGAGCCUUUACAUCGACUCACUUGGCUGGCCAAUAUCGCGCAUGCUGCCCAUCACAAGAAAGGUGGGGAGCUAGCGUCGUGCGUGCACCGCUUCGUGCGGCACGGCGACGAGCGCGUGGCCAUGCUGGCGCGGCGCCUGCUCACCGCGCUCACCUACCCGCUGCUGCUCAUGCUCACGCGCUGGCUCAUACACGGAGAGAUUGACGAUCGAUUCAAUGAAUUCUUUAUUGAGAGCAGAAGUGGAGUCCCAAUCGAUAGGAUGUGGCAUGACAAGUACAGAGUUAGAGAGUGGAUGGUGCCGUCGUUCAUGUCGCGGGAACAGGCGGCGCAGAUCCUGGCGACGGGCAAGAGCGUGGUGUUCAUGCGCGAGGCCUGCCAGGACGAGCCCGCCGGGCCCAGCGACCACGCGCAGCAUCUGCAGGCGCUGCUCAAGCCGCAUACAGAGUGCAUAUUACCAGGGUCGGAGCGUGGUGCCGAGGGCGGCGCGUGGUGGGAGGCGGCGGGGCUGCGCGAGGGCGUGGCGGCGGCGCACGCGGCGGCGUCGGCGCGGCUGCUGGCGGCGCUCACGCAGCACCACCACCUGCUCGACCACCUGGCCGCGCACCGCCGCUACCUGCUGCUCGCGCAGGGUGACUUCGUGCACCAUCUUAUGACGCUGCUGCAAGACGAGCUGAACAAGCCGGCGACGUCCCUUUACGUGCACAACCUGACGUGCACGCUGGAGGCGGCCGUGCGCGCCACCAACGCGCAGUUCGAGCCGCCGCACGUGCUCGCCAGGCUACACGUCAAUCUCUAUCCAAACUGCGACGGUCGCGACGACUGCGGCUGGGAUGUGUUCGCUCUGCAGUACCGCGUGGACGGACCCCUGGGCACUCUGUUCCCGGCCACGUGCGCCGCGCGCUACAGGGCGCUCUUCACGCAGCUGUGGCGCGUCAAGCGCAUCGAGUACGGGUUACACGAUGCCUGGCGCGAACAUGCUAUACUACAGAAGAGGCUCAAGCAUAUGCCAGAGGUGUGGAGCCUGAUGCGGCGCGUGUCGUGCCUGCGACUGGAGGCGCUGCGGCUGAUGGGAGCGCUGCAGGAGGCGGGCGGCGUCGGCGCCGAGCCCGCCUGGCAGGCGCUGCUGGCCGCCGCCGCCGACCGCGCCGACCUCGACACGCUGCUGCGCCUGCACCACCGCGCGCUCGACCGCCACUCCAUACACGCCAUGAUACACUCCACCACGCAGGAGCUUCAGUCGUACUUGGGCAACGUGUUGAACGAAACGCUGGCGUUGCGUAGCUUCGAGUCGACGCUGCACGCCGGCAUCAACAGCGAGCUCGAGCGACGCGACAAAAUAGAACAGAUGAAGGCAGAAAGAGUGGCUCGCGGAGAAUACGCAUUCACGGCAGCUGACGAGGCUCAAGACAAGGAGAAGCGGAAGAUCUUCCACCAGUUCCUAGCGAGUCGGAGAGCCGACUUGAACGUUUGGGCUCGCACGUACAGGGGUCACGUGACGACGUUGAUACUGAAGCUGGCGUUGCACCCGGAGGUGUCGCUACAGACGCUGGCGUUCCGGCUGGACUACAGCGACUUCUACAAGCGCGGCGACGCCAAGCUGCACGAGCCGCUCACCUACCAGCACAAGCGCCUCAGCGAGAUCGGACUCAACCUAGCUAAGAGUAAACUAAUAGAGCGUUCGAAGAAGAAAUGACAAGUAAUGUCCUCAGAGUGUUCCGCGCCUGACACGUUUUGUUCGCCGUGGCUCGGCCUCGUGUGCGUACGGACGCAUUGAAAUCUAUUCAGUAGGGACCUUCUCGCUGUGAAUUCGGAAUAGCGGGUAACCCUUCACAUAUUUUACAUAGUAGUUGAGAGUAAUCGGUGUGGCCAGUGUGCGGAACUUUAAUGUAAAACUGCAGAUACUCGGUUCUGCAUUGUCCUUGCCACAUAGUAGGUAUACUUUGAAUCGUCCAACUGUUCCGAAUUUUCGGCCUUAAUGUACACAAAAUUGUUUCAUUUUUUUUUAUCACAACCUGGUGCUGAAUGUCAAAUGUGAGAGUCCAUCUGAAACUCCACUUCAGAAUUAAAUUGUCUCAAUAAUUAGUAAAGUACUGUAUAUGUCGUAAUUCCUUUGAUUAUACAAGGCGGGAGUAAUCUCAUAAUGUUUUCUCUGUAUUGUCCAUAUUUAGUACGUGUUUUUGAAUCGAAUAAAGCAUAAUAUAUCGGUGUAAGUGUGUUUGGCGUGUUGUUGGCCAACAACAGCCAUGUUGUCGUCAAUCUAGCCUGUAAACUCCUAACAUAACAUUUUCACGUUUGUACAAGUUAUGAAAUUGUCACAAAAUAAUGUUAAAUUGUGUAAAAUUAACGCUCUCUAUAAGUCAGUAUGUGCCAUGGUUGCCGCAUUAUACAUAUUUUUAACUA
Molecule: messenger RNA, 3540 nt
Organism: Helicoverpa zea (corn earworm)
Lineage: Eukaryota; Metazoa; Arthropoda; Insecta; Lepidoptera; Noctuidae
Gene: Grip91
Product: gamma-tubulin complex component 3 homolog
Exons: 18
Coding region: 317-2833 (838 amino acids)
Biological process (GO): microtubule nucleation; spindle assembly; cytoplasmic microtubule organization
Cellular component (GO): equatorial microtubule organizing center; spindle pole; centrosome
Molecular function (GO): microtubule minus-end binding; gamma-tubulin binding
Source: RefSeq, a predicted model, not a curated record